Molecule: messenger RNA, 3502 nt
Organism: Caenorhabditis auriculariae
Lineage: Eukaryota; Metazoa; Nematoda; Chromadorea; Rhabditida; Rhabditidae
Source: the annotation of a GenBank genome assembly
AUGUUGGUAAGGAUGGUGAUUGGCCACCGUCCAAGCGGCCUCACAACCAACAAACACGUGAGUUUUUUUCUAACGAAGAAGUUGUUCAUCAGAUGAAAAAAAAAUUAAUUCUGCUUUAGUUAUUGAGAAAAAAAUGUUUUCACUGAAGCAUCUUUUCAGUCAUGUUGGAUGAGAGGGUGAUCUCAGGGUCAGCUCCAAGUUCUGCGCCAGAAAAAAAAUCGUGAGAACACAAUCAAUUCAUAGCUCAAUAAUCCUGUUAAAAAAAUUGUUUUUUCGAUCGCUGUUUAUAUUCAUCGCAUCGAAUUCCUUAAACUUCACUUCCGUGAUUUUGUAUUUUGUGAAACGUUGUAUCUAUAAUAACUCAGAGUUUUUGUACUUUAUCUUCUUGUCAUUCCUUUCUGUUUCAACAGAAUAAUAAAGUUUAGAAAUUUUUUUGUUUUUUUCUCUUGAAAUAAUCUGUCGUUGUAAAUCAGAAAAAAAUAAUAUUUCAUAAUGAUUUCCAAACGAAGAAUUCAAACGUCAUAAAAACAGUCCUAUUCGAAUUUAGAUUGGUUCAGAUUGCGGAAACAUCACUGCGAAACCUCUAGAUUCGUCUUCAUGCGUCGAUAUCGGCAUAGAUUCAUUCGGAAGUUUUAACAAAACAAUAGUAAGCUCUAAAGAUGUUUUUUCAUUUAUUCAACGCCCAAGACAAUUUUGAAGUAUCUGAGUUCUUUUAUGUUUCGUUUUCCAUGAUUUGUAAUUUUCGAAUCAGUAGUUCAACUGCCUCAUUUUCAUCGGGAAUGUUUUGAAAAAAUGAGAUGAUUUCUUGUAGUAAGCGCCUAUUCUGACGACAUUUGUGGAUGGAAACCACUCAGCGGCGGGAUUUCUGGCCGAGCUUCCGAUCACCAGCAGCGCCCAAUAUUCGCUACAUGGCUCAUUCUAGCGAUGUGAGUCUGAAAAUCUUUAAAUUAGCAGAAAAUGAACGAAUGUUCAACAAGUUUGCUUCUCAUUCAACGCUUGACCCUGUUUGCCAAGAAAUAAAAUUGUUUAUCAGAAAAAUUAUUUCUAAUUUUCUGUGAAGAUUUUUUCCUUUGCAGUGGUGUUUUACACAGAAAAAGAUAAGUAUCGAGUUUUGACUUCUACUCAAAAAACUGUACAGUUUUUGGUUAACCAGAUUGAAAAGUGAGAGGACCUUUUAUUUUAAGAGAGUGAAGGCAGGAUAAAAGCUAGAAUUGCCUGAGAGAAAAGGGAUGUUCGGAGCUUGUCGACUUCUGUUGCGGUGAGAUUGCUGACGUUGGGGCGGAUCUCGUCCCCGGGCUCUUCGUCCGCCUCUCCUGUAGAUCCAGAAGUUGGUUUGGCCGUUAUCGUUAGGGUGUCUGACAAUAGGUCGUGUUAAUAGGCUCGACGCAGGAUUUUGUUUCCGAACUGCGCGAGCGAUCCGUCGUAUCUGUAAUUCUUUUUUUCGCUUCGAAUGGUUACUUAAUAGGCCCCGGAUUCUCGUCUGGUGCGUCGAACGCGCUCUGUACUUAUUGCUCAUUUUCAAGAUUUUUUUCAUAUAUUUUUUUGAUACACACUCUAAUUUUUUUAAAAAGAAUGUUGCUUUUUAUCAAAAAAAUACUUUCAAUUUACCGCAAAAACUUCGCGAAUUUCUAUUUUUUUCGGAACUGCUAAAAAAAUAACUAAAAAAAGAUGGACCUUUUUUUCUUCUUGAGAUUUCUUAGCACUCUCAUAUCCAGAUAGCGCAUAUAUAGUAUCAGAAUGCACACAAUUGGUUUUUGAAAGAGCAGAGUUUACCUCGGUAUGCUUUUUUUAUUAAUUGACCACUUGAAAAACUCUAACUGAUCUUGAAUUGUUCGGUCAGCUAUUUCCGUGCAUACGCCGAGUGACCGAUAGGAAAAAGAUUAGCACUAGAAAUUGUUUUUUUCUCCAAGUCUUUGAUUGAUUUAUAUCUGCACAAAAAAAUUGUUGAUUAUAGCGGUCGUGAAAUAGUAAAGUUGGUAAUUAGACCAUGCCCCUUUCAAUAAGUCGGGCCUUUUUGGUAAUGAGAAUCACUGGACUCUUGAAUUUAUCUGGAAAAAUAUCAACUUUUUGCUUUUUGAUAUUGCAUGCGUACUCUCUCGUCUGUCUGCUUGUCUGCGCACAUUCUCCCUCGCUCACGCGACUUCUUCAUUCGCGAAGUCUGCGCUCGCAUGGAGCGGUUGCUCCUGAACUCGUACAGUUUUCCACAAAUUUCUCGGCGACGUGAGUUUUUCCUUCCAAACUGGAUUUUCAGUUCUUUCAUCAUAAAAAUGUAUUUCGCUUUGAAAGACGAUAUUUCCGGUUUGAAAAAAAUAAUAAAAAGUAAAUACUAUUUUUUUCAGUCAUCUUCGUGGGGAUGGUUAUCAACCGCCGAACAAGCGUCUCCCUAAGCAAACAAGAAAGUGAGUUUUCGCAAAAAGUUACGUUCAUUGGAUGAAAAAAACGAAAUGAGAACUUACUAUUUAAAAAAAUGAGAGAAAAAACCUGAACGUGGAAAAAAUUAAGUGGUGUUUUCAGAAAUGCUGGAUGAGAUGGUGAUGAGCCACCAACAAAGGUGCCAAGCAGAAAAAAUUGGUACAAGGAAGGCAAAGGCUCACCGGGGCUUCAGAAAUUGAACUGUGAGUUACAUUUCAAUCACUUCUCGACUUUACGAAAAAAAUGACUAAUUCAAACCUAAUUAAUUGAAAUCAAACAUUUUUCUUUCAGCCAUCUUGAACGGGAGAGUGUUGUUCGGCAUGUGGACACAAAAAAACAAGAGGUUUUUUGUUCCUUUCGCGGAAGGAUGGUUCACGCCGUUUCCUGUUCCCCCAGAAGGCAAGUCCAAUUUAUAUGGCAACAUACGUUAUAAAUUUAUGUGAUUUUCAGUCGAAAAAACCUAUGCUGAUCAGUUGCAUUAGAAAAUAUAGAUUCGAGAGAAACAAAUUUUGUAUUUUACAAUUUUUUUUAUCUGUCGUUUCAGUUUUUAUUGUUUCAGUGCAUCAAUCCUUAGAAAAGAAAAUGAAAAAGUUUAAAAGUGUACGAAAGAGAAUCCUAUAACUUCGAUUGAAAAAUAAAUUUUGUUACAUUACGGACGGAAUAGUUACAGAAAAAAUGAAUAAAAAAGUGAAUAUUUUUUUCAGGGAUCUUCGUAGGGGUGGUAAUCAGCCGCCAGUCAGAACAAAAAAAAAACGCGGUGCUGGGUUGUGGCCACGGCUUUUUCUGACGCGAUUUAUUUGCGUCUGGCGGCUAUCGCCGGUCGCACCGUCAUAACAACGAAAAAAACUGUGAGUUAAAAAAAUUUAAAUGCUUGAAAAAUUUGAACAUUACUUAUUCACAAAAACGACAAGUAGUCUGGUUUUUAGGGUUUCCUUUAUUAGUAGUAUCAUCAUUACAGUGCGGCCACUGCAGGAAUCUCGGUAUGCCUGACUGGAAGACGCACAACCGGUUCCACUGCAAGAGGCUGCAGGACCUGGCCCCCUGCAAAACUUGCGGGGCCAGCAAUCAAAACAAUCACACGGCGUCGUGA